Messenger RNA from Durio zibethinus, 2004 nucleotides. Its product is annotated as zinc finger CCCH domain-containing protein 48-like. The record is from RefSeq and is a predicted model, not a curated record. Gene Ontology annotation, molecular function: metal ion binding; protein binding. NCBI's taxonomy places the organism in Eukaryota, Viridiplantae, Streptophyta, Magnoliopsida, Malvales, Malvaceae.
CAAUUCAGGAAAUGAAAUAGGUCGGUCCAAUUAUUGGGCGUAGUUAAUUCCUUAAUCUAACCUUACUAGCAGUACUUAUUUGAGGCUUCUAGUGGUGUGGUUGUUCAGGCAACAAUUUGUGACACCACCAAAUCUCCGCCGGGGUAAUCCUGUAAAAUUAUACCAGUAAAAGCUGACGCGAUCUUUUCUUGUAUGUCUCCUCGUCAUUCUUUCGCCAUUCUUUUUGAGCUGCGUUUCACCUCCUCUCCCACGGGCCCGCAGCGCUCCGAUUCUUUCCUAAAAGCAGUCUCUUUCUCUCUCUCUCUCUUUUUUUUUUUGCUCGCAAUUGUUGCAUCACCAAAGAAAAGGUUAAAGACAGAUUUCGUUCGGGUUAGGGUUUCAGCGAUUUCUUUCAUGAUCAGAUUCUUUCCCACCAAGAUUUCCUGUUCCUGUUCCCAAACAGACCAACUGAAGCUUCUUCCACUCAAUCCGUUGUCACUGACACAAACAAAAGGCGAUUAUGGAUUUAGACGGCAGCAACAGGAGCGUCUUCAACCGACUCGGAGGUCCAUCAGCCGCACCAACGGACUCCUCCAAACACCAGAAAGUUUGUUACCAUUGGCGGGCCGGUAAGUGCACCCGUUUCCCAUGCCCUUUUUUGCACCGCGAACUGCCUCAUCCUUCGGGCCCCGCCGCCUCCGCCGCUAACGGAUCGGGUCACCCCAAACGUUUCGCCGAUGAUUCCGGAUUCUCGGGUCCGGCCCCACGACGAGGCCCGAACUUCAAUAAUAAUCAUAAUAAAAGUUGGGGAAGAAUGGGGGCUAAUAAGGUAGUUAGAAAAACGGAGAAAGUAUGUAAUUAUUGGGUGCAAGGGAACUGUAAUUACGGAGAUAAGUGUAGGUUUUUACAUUCUUGGAGUUUAGGUGAAGGUUUUACCAUGUUGAAUCACCUUGAUGGGCACCAGAAAGUUGUUACUGGAAUUGCGUUGCCAGCAGGUAUGGAUAAGCUGUAUACUGGGAGUAAAGAUGAAACUGUGAGGGCUUGGGAUACCAACUCCGGUCAGUGUAUGGGUGUGAUCAAUCUUGGUGGUGAAGUGGGUUGCAUGAUAAGUGAAGGUCCUUGGCUGUUUGUUGGCAUACCGAAUGUUGUCAAGGCAUGGAACACCCAAACUAACCAAGAGCUUAGUCUUAGUGGACCUGUUGGGCAAGUAUAUACUAUGGUUGUGGGUAAUGAUUUGCUUUUUGCUGGUACACAGGACGGGACUAUUUUGGCAUGGAAAUUUAACGCCAUCACCAACAGCUUUGAACCAGCAGCAUCACUUAAAGGUCAUACCCUUGCAGUUGUAUCUUUAGUUGUUGGAGCUAAUAGACUAUACUCUGGUUCCAUGGACCAUUCUAUAAAGCUCUGGAGUCUGGAAACUUUGCAGUGUCUACAGACUCUGACAGAGCACACUAAUGUUGUGAUGUCCUUGCUUUGCUGGGAACAAUUUCUUUUAUCUUGUUCAUUGGACCAAACAAUAAAGGUGUGGAUGGCUACUGAGAAUGGACUGUUGGAAGUAACAUAUACUCACAAUGAUGAACAUGGCCUGCUUAAUCUUCGCGGAAUGCAUGACUCAGAAUCCAAGCCUGUCUUGCUGUGUGCAUGCAAUGACAAUUCUGUCAAGCUCUAUGAUCUGCCCUCGUUCUCGGAGAGGGGUAAAACUUUUGCUAAGCAGGAAAUUCGAACCAUUGAGGUGGGCCCUGGGGGCCUGUUUUUCACCGGCGAUGGAACUGGUUUUAGAGUGUGGAAGUGGGCAGAACCAAUUGCGAAGCCCUGAUGCAUUCCGCCAUUUGAUAACAUAUUCAUCAUUAUGUAUUUUCGCUGAUUUUUUUUUUCAUCCUUUUGUUUUGGUCUUUUGUAGUAUUGAGUUUGCGGGAGAAAUUACGAGUUAGAGAAAACAAUUUUGGGUUCCUGGUGUAAUGUUUAUUAGCACCAAGCCCUUCACCAUGGUGUCAUAAGUAAAUAUAAAGAACACUUGAUAACUCA